AUGUCUUCUUCUUCUUCCGUUUAUCGCCGGCUUCACGGAAUCUUCACCGGGAAACACAAAGUCAGUGUAAAGCUGAAAACUGAACAGCCCCAAACAACUUCCACCAAACCCACAUCCAAACUUCCUGAAAAACAUAAACUUCAAACCAUUGUUGACAACUUCAAAAAAUCAUCUGAAUCUCCUGAAUUCCGAAACCGUUGCACCAACUAUACGACCGCUAUUCGCCGCCUUGAAUUCAAUUCUUCCGCUAUCGAAGACAUUUUUGAGCACCAAAAACAAUACCCAGAAAUUAGCAAUGAGUUCUUUGUCUGCCGUCUCAUACUCUUAUAUGGUACAGCAAAAAUGCAUGAACAUGCCCGUAAACUGUUCGACGAAAUGCCGAACCUAAAAUGUCAACGAACAGUCUUUUCUUUCAAUGCCCUUUUGGAGGCCUACUCAAGGGCAGAGAAGUACGAUAUAAUCAGAGAUUUGUUUCGUGAAUUACCUGGGGAGCUAUCGAUAGAGCCUGAUGUAGUGUCUUAUAAUACUUUGAUUAAGGCAUUAUGGAAAGCUGGUUCUUUGGAUUCUUCUCUCAGUGUAAUGGAUGAGAUGGAAAAUCACGGAAUUAUACCUGAUAAAGUGACUUUCAAUACGCUUUCGAACGCAUAUUAUGAAAGUAAAAAGUUUUCUGAAGCCGAAGAUUUGUGGGUAUUGAUGCAAAAGAAGAAUGUUGAUGCUGACUUGGGGAGUUACACCGUUAGAUUACAAGGAUUGGUUGCUAAUAACCAGGUUAGCGAGGCGAUUGAACUGUUUGAGGAGAUGGGGAAGAAAGACAUCAUCCCAAAAGCUUUCAGUUAUAACAUUAUGAUCAAAAUGUAUGUGGAUGAUAGGAACUGGGAAGAGGCAAGAAGAUGGUAUGUGAAAAUGGUGGAAAAUGGACGUUAUCCGGAUAAUGCAACAUUUGAGAUGCUCAUUUCUUUUGCUUGUGACAAGGAUAAUCUUGAUUUUGCGCUUGAAUUGUGUAAGAAAGCUAUUGCUUCAAAAGUUGCUAUUUAUAAUGCAACAAUGCAGAGGGUAGUCAAUGUCUUGGCUGAGCAUUCCAAGCUUGAAGAUGCACAGGAGCUGGUGAACUUGGCCAAAUCAUAUAAGCUAUUCCACUCCCGACCCCGAUCCCGGUAUAAACUUUCGCUGCCUUCUCUUUAA
This is a messenger RNA of Solanum tuberosum (potato), 1182 nucleotides long. Its product is annotated as pentatricopeptide repeat-containing protein At1g55890, mitochondrial-like. Bases 1 to 1182 code for a protein of 393 amino acids. Gene Ontology annotation, biological process: chloroplast-nucleus signaling pathway; mitochondria-nucleus signaling pathway. NCBI's taxonomy places the organism in Eukaryota, Viridiplantae, Streptophyta, Magnoliopsida, Solanales, Solanaceae. The record is from RefSeq and is a predicted model, not a curated record. Gene Ontology annotation, molecular function: protein binding. Gene Ontology annotation, cellular component: chloroplast. The transcript has a single exon.